Molecule: messenger RNA, 360 nt
Organism: Caenorhabditis briggsae
Lineage: Eukaryota; Metazoa; Nematoda; Chromadorea; Rhabditida; Rhabditidae
Exons: 4
Coding region: 1-360 (119 amino acids)
Source: RefSeq, a predicted model, not a curated record
AUGAAAUUUGGGUCAUCUUUUAUGCCUAUGUAUAUUUUGUGUCGUGAUCCCGAAACAGAUACAUUUCAUAGAAGAGGAGGAGCAGUUCUGGGAAUCAAGGAAAAGAAGAAGAGGGUUGAACCGAAUAGAUGGGUUACAGUUUUUUAUUCGGAAAGAAACAUCGGAUACUAUCUAGAUUACUUGAGAGAAAUAAGUGAACAUGAUCUUGAAAAAGAAGACAUAAUUAUGGAUUCUGUCUACGAAUGUCUACGAAACCCUCAUCCAGAUAUCAAGAAAAAUGAAAUCCGAGGUCAAAUGGAAACAGACAAAGAAGAACAAAUUGCGAAAAUCGUAGAGAAUCGAUGGGAUGAAAGACUAUAA